AUGAUCCCAGAGACCCCUGGGCUCGUCCUCCUCCUCCUGGCCCUCCUGGCCCUCCUGGUCCCCCUCCUGAUCAAAGAGACCCCUGGGGUCGUCCCGGUGGUCCUCCCGGCCCUCCUCCUCCGGGACCGAGAGAUCCCUGGGACCGUCCUGGCGGCCCUCCUGGCCCUCCUCCUCCCCCAGGCCCCAGAGACCCUUGGGAUCGCCCCGGUGGCCCCCCGGGACCUCCUCCGCCUCCGGGUCCUAGGGAUCCCUGGGAUCGCCCUGGUGGCCCUCAUGGUGGCCCUCCUCCUCCUGGCCCCCCCGGGCCUUGGGACCGUCCUGGUCCUCCUGGUCCUCCUCCCCCUCCGGGACCUCCUGAGUACCGCCGGUGGUAAGCGAUCAUUGGUGUCGGUUUGCUAG
Messenger RNA from Aspergillus neoniger CBS 115656, 399 nucleotides. RefSeq lists its product as uncharacterized. NCBI's taxonomy places the organism in Eukaryota, Fungi, Ascomycota, Eurotiomycetes, Eurotiales, Aspergillaceae. The coding region runs from base 1 to 399 and encodes 132 amino acids. The transcript has 2 exons. The record is from RefSeq and is a predicted model, not a curated record.